Messenger RNA from Bombyx mori (domestic silkworm), 10230 nucleotides. Its product is annotated as unconventional myosin-IXAa. Gene Ontology annotation, cellular component: actin filament; myosin complex. Gene Ontology annotation, molecular function: microfilament motor activity; actin filament binding; ATP binding. The transcript is spliced from 33 exons. NCBI's taxonomy places the organism in Eukaryota, Metazoa, Arthropoda, Insecta, Lepidoptera, Bombycidae. Bases 829 to 6888 code for a protein of 2019 amino acids. Gene Ontology annotation, biological process: intracellular signal transduction. The record is from RefSeq and is a predicted model, not a curated record.
AAUCCAUAUGGUUCUAGGCUAGUAACUAGUACUUUUUUUAGUUGGUUAUUAAUUGAUACACGAUUCAAGUCGGACAAAAAUAAAAAUGGAGGUUCAAUAGAUUUCAAUCCAUUUCUUCAAUAAUUUAACAGUGAAAAUAAUUACAAAUAUUAAAUAGAGAAAAGACAUUACAGACAACUUUGUGUUAAUAUUGUUGAUAUUAAACCAUAAUUGAUGCGGAUACGUGGUGUGCCCGAAAGUGUUGUGUUUGACAAAUAACAGGUUGUCGGAGACCGAUUUAGCUAAAAUUUUCAACUGAAUAUAUUGUUUUUACCCGUAAAUAGUUUGUAAAGUGUUGUGGUUUUCAAUUGCUAUACCGAGCAACAAAACAUAAUAGUGUUCAGUACAACAGAACUUAGAAAUUACGAAGCUGAGAUAGGAAGAAGCUCGGUCUCCCAUUCAAGUCGAUCAGCAUGUGACCCACAUCUGAGAUUUCUCUUCUUUGUUCAUCAUCUCCUAGUCUGAUAAGAAGAGUAGGAUGCGUGAACGCUAAUAACUAAUCACAUGAUAGUAUCAACAACAACCACUGUUGCCAAAAGUAUGUUAAUUAACGAACUUGUCACGGUUGACUACCUGCGCAGCUUUGUGGGGGUCAGGUGAUAAGAGCCACAGCAUCAGCAUCUUAAAAUACUCAAAUAUUACAGAAGAUACUGUGGGAAAUGGUUCACAUUACAGUUGGAUAAUGCAUGCAAAGAUGUCAGGGAAAAGCAAAGUACAUGUUGGUGGUACAUAAUGUCAAAAUAUUGUGAACAGUAAACAAUGCAGAAAGGAGUAAAACAAUGAUGCAAAAUGGCUCAUUCUGAAAACCAAAGGCACAUUGUUCAGGUCUAUGUGGGUGCAUUGUCUCCACAAUAUGAAGCCCUAUCAGUGGAAGCUUCGAAACAAACAAGCUCAGAGGAAAUCGUAACCUGCAUCACUGAAAAACUAAACCUCAAUGAUGGAUCUGGAGGGCCAUAUGAAUUGGCUGAGGUGGUUGGAGAUACUGUCAGCGGCGAAUGCAAGGAAAGGCGGCUCGGACCUAAUGAAUCUCCCGUUGCGGUUAUGCUUCUAUGGCCAAAGAAUAAAUCCACAGGCCAAUACAACAGAUUCUAUCUCCGCGAAAAAAUACAAGACGAGCCAUGGAUGGAGAAUUUUUCGGUGGAUCCGCAGCUGAUAAAGGACUACUUCCAGAGGUUCCUGUACCAGCCGAAGGACAGAGAGUACCCCGACCUGUGCCAGCUGCCUGAGCUCAACGAGCAGACCCUGCUCGAUAAUUUGAGAGCCAGAUUCGCGGCCGGGUACAUCUACACAUAUGUCGGCUCGAUAUUAAUAGCACUCAACCCGUUCAAGUUUUAUCCAAUAUACAAUCCGAAAUAUGUGAAAUUGUAUCAAAACAAACGGAUCGGGUCGAGUCUGCCGCCCCACAUAUUUGCCGUAGCCGACGCAGCGUAUCACUGUAUGCUCCGCGAAAGGACUAAUCAAUGUAUAGUGAUCAGUGGUGAAAGUGGUUCGGGUAAAACAGAAAGCACCAACUUCCUUCUGCAUCAUCUAACUGCGCUGAGUCAGAAGGGUUCGCACGGCAGUGGUGUCGAGCAGACAAUUUUAAGUGCAGGACCUGUGCUAGAAGCCUUCGGUAACGCGAAGACCGCCCAUAACAACAACUCGAGUCGAUUCGGUAAAUUUAUUCAGGUGAAUUACAAGGAAAAUGGCAUGGUUCACGGUGCUGUGGUGCAGAAAUACUUACUGGAAAAGUCGAGAAUAUGCAGCCAGGGUCGCAACGAGAGGAAUUAUCACGUAUUUUAUUACUUAUUGGCGGGUGCUUCGGAACAGGAGAGAGAACAGUUACAUUUACUCAGUGUGGACAAGUACAACUAUUUAUCAAAGACCGGUUGUAGUGAUGUGCCUGGUACGGAUGAACAGUAUGAGUUCUCACGUCUGAAACAAUCCAUGGAGAUGGUGGGCUUCACCAUGGACAAACAGCGGAGGUUAUUUGCUGUUCUCUCAGCAGUUCUGUUAUUAGGUAAUGUAGAGUUUCAACCCCAACGAAAAUCAUAUCAUCACGAUGAAGCUGUAGGUGUGAAAAACCCAGAAGUUGUAUCCCUCAUAUCAUCAUUACUGCGAGUCAAACAGGAAACCUUAUUAGCAGCCCUCACAUCAAAACGUGCCAGAGCUUCCGGAGAGACCCUUGUUAUCAACUACAGGUUACCGGAAGCGAUAGCAACGCGCGAUGCUAUGGCAAAAUGUCUGUACGGAGCUCUGUUUGAUUGGAUCGUUAUGCAAGUUAACCACGCGUUGCUGUCUAAGAAGGACACGCUCAGAGAACAUCAAGGGAACAGUAUAGGCGUCCUCGACAUAUUCGGGUUCGAAGAUUUCGGUCCCAGCAACAGCUUCGAGCAACUGUGUAUCAACUACGCGAACGAGCACCUCCAAUACUAUUUCAACCAGCACGUGUUCAAGUACGAGCAGGAGGAGUACCGGAGGGAGGGCAUCCGGUGGACAGACAUCGGGUUCUCUGACAACACAGGAUGCUUGCAGCUCAUCGAGGGGAAACUCAACGGGUUGCUGUCUAUUUUGGAUGAUCAGUGCAACUUCCCGUGGGCGACGAACGAGACGCUUCUGCAAAAGUUCAACUCUGUGCACGAAAACAAUCCGUUCUACGAGAAACCGCAACGUCGGGAGCCGGCCUUCGUCGUGAGACAUUACGCCGGCAGGGUCAAAUAUCAGGUCACAGCGAUGCGGGAGAAAAAUCUAGAUCUAAUGCGGCAAGACAUCGUAAGCGUACUCAAAAAUUCAUCGCUGGCGUUUGUGAGGGAAUUAGUCGGAGUGGAUCCCGUAGCUGUGUUCCGAUGGGCCAUUGUACGAGCAUUUUUCAGGGGCUAUUUUGCUUUCUUAGAAGCAGGUAGGAGGCAUCGAGUCCAAAGAGUGGACGGUGCUCCGAGAAUGCCACGAGCUUCGAUACACGCCCACAACGAUAGUAUAAUCAAAACGCCGCACCGAACGGCGAGUAGAGCACGCGACGCUCCGUCCCGGACCAACCACGAGAGUAGAGGGAAAGAGACGCAGAGCUCGUCCCGCGUCGGAGGGAAAGGGACAAAGAGUUACAGGACCGCCGAGACGCGAACGAGACGGAUCGAUCGCGAACGGGACGAGCGCGCCUUCGACGACGGCGAUGUGUUGCAGCGCGCCAACCUCAUCGUCAUGAAGAACAAAUCGUUCAGACCACGUGAACGCGCGAAGAAAGGUCUUAAGAAUCUGCAGAGCGUGAAAACGUUGGCGGGCAGGAUCGCCGUGCCCGCCGGGAAGCGGAAGCAGCCGAUGACCGUCGCCGCACAGUUCCAGCACUCGCUCGCCGCGCUCAUGGAGACCUUGAACCAAGCGAAUCCAUUCUUCAUUAGAUGCAUAAAAUCGAACAGCGAGAAAGUACCUCACGUUUUCGACGACGAAACUGUCCAACGUCAGUUACGUUACACCGGAAUGCUCGAGACGGUCCGCAUACGGCAGGCCGGGUACAACGUGCGGCUCACCUACGAAGAAUUCAUACAGCUGUACCGGAUACUGUUGCCUAAAGGGUUGCUGAGCUCGCAGACUGACGUCAGACAUUUCUUGGCAACCCUCAACUUGGAUAGGGAUAAUUAUCAGUUAGGUAUGACGAAAAUAUUCAUGCGUGAAAGCGAACAGACGAAGCUAGAAUAUCGGCUGCACCAGCAGAUCAUGGCCUCCAUCAUCACAAUACAGCGCUGGUUCCGCGCGGUGCUCGAGAGGAGACGGUUCGUUGUGCUGCGACGCGCUUCGCAUGUCAUACAGUAUUAUUGCAGACAAUGGUUAACUGCACGACACGAAGCGGCGGUCAAACUUCAAUCCUGGUACAGAGGCUCUCGCGUCAGAAGAUGGUAUCAAACGUUAAGCAAAGGAAUCGUGGGCUUCCAAGCAAUAGCUCGAGGAUACUUGCUCAGAAAAUCGUUGCCUGAAAUCAGGAAGAAACUCCCACCACCCAUAGACCGAUAUGAGCAUGACGGCAAAGCACCGCACGCAUUGACGAAAGCCGAAUUGUAUAAACUUCAAGAAACUUGUUCUGAAACGUACAAGACUUGUAUCGAUAAACAGCUGGACCGGAUAUUACAAUUGGACGCGGAAAAAACAAGACAAUUAAGAGCUACACAGUCUUUGCCAUUACAAAGUUUAGAGAAGAAACGCGAAAAUAUAUCAAUUGAAGAGAAAACAUCACCGCCUCUAAACCACAAAGAUAGAAAAACGAUAACUGCAGAGAAAAAUACCAAAAUAAACAACAAAAUAGAUUCAAGUAUCAUAGAAAAUAGAAUGUUAUCUGAGGAUAAGAGAAGAUACCCACAGGGUGGAGUCACAUUGCCAAAUAAGAUCACCCCAGAAGAUCUCGCUAAUGAAAUGCUUUGGCUUAGGAUGGACCAGAAUUACAUAAUGGCUGAAAAUAAGAAACGUGAAAGAGAACUGCAAGACCUAGUUGAUAAAAUGACAAGCAGCAGUGAAGAUUAUCUUCGACAAAUAGGUAACUGGAACUCAAACGAGUCGGACAGUAACAGGAGUGCGUCAAGACGUAGUUCUCCGCAAGUGUACCAGCGCAGUCUGUCCAGUACCGUGCUGGAACCGGCGCGAGGACUCGUCAGCCUGCCACCUGUCCGCCGAGCACACCACGAGGCGUCCUCGUCCACCACGUCCUUGCCUGAGAAUGAUACUUCCGCGUCAGCACCGUGCUCGGUGGGUCAGAGGUCGGUGGAAUGCGUCGUGACGUCACCCCCCGCACCCCCCGCGCGCCGCUCCCCUCGCCGCCCUCCGCCUGACAUCAUUGUCGACGCUUCACUCUCGCUACACGAUGACGUCGAUCGAACAUCAUCGAUACAACUGAGGCCGAGCGUGGCGGAGAGCGCGUCCCUCCGGCGCCGCAACUCGGACCCGGCGCCGGGCGACGCGCGCCCCGCCGACCCGCUCUCCGCAGACUUCAUCGGGCAGACCGGGAACGGACUCUUCCGCAUCGCCGGACACCGGUUUCGCAAAGGCACGCGUUUCGCGAAAGGCGACAAAUGCGUGUACUGCCACCAAGCGAUCGACGCGUUCGUCACGCAGGGCCAGAAAUGUAUCGACUGCAAGGAGCUCUACCACACCAAGUGCAUUCAGAACAAGGGCGUCAUCACGAUGCCCUGCACCAGCCCCGUCGCUGUCGCCUCCAGAGCGCGACCGAAGAACAGAAAGCGCAUCAUGCCCACCACCAACCACAACCCGCCGGCCGAUCAAAAGAAUUCAGUCACUUCGAACUUCAAUCUCACCGGCACUUCGGAAUUUAUCGACAGAACCGACAAAAUCAUAUCCGACGCUACCGAAUUACAGGCCAUGCAGAAUUUCAUUAUGGAAAAAAUAUACGACAUGAAUAAUGAGAACAAAAAACAGUCGGAGGUAGACAGGGUAUUCAAGCACGCUUUGCUAGAAUUCAAAGACAAUCUGGUAGCGACGUACAGCAUCGUCGAGACUCGAGGCUCAGCUCUUAAGUACAAAGAUUUGAUCGGGAACUUCCUCCACGUGAUGGAGACGGUCUGCGCCAGGGAAGGGUCCACGCUGUCCAUCACCAUGGGGGUCAACGCAUUCAGAGGGUUCAUGGAUGAAUUUAUGGGUCAGCACGAAACUGACAAAGCUAGAACUAAAAGGAAAAAAGAAAAAAAGCGGAAAGUAGAUGACCCGAUACAGUACAAGGGCCACAGCUUCGUCCUUUCGAUGAUCAAUAUACCAACUGAGUGCGAAAUAUGUAAGACGUUCUUCAUGUGGCCGAUCGAACGAUCCCUCAUCUGCCAAACGUGCCGGCUGGCCUCACAUAAGAAAUGCUACACGAAGGUAACGACUUUAUGUAGAAGAAACGGCGUAAUGCCGUCCCCUUCGAUCGUCGGCGCUGUUGAUGCCGGAGGACGGGAACAAAUGGGCAUUGUGACGAGGGGUAAAGUAUUCGGGGUACCACUGAGUGAGCUGCCCACCGGAGACACCAAUAUACCAGUAGUAGUGGAUCGACUGAUCACUUCUAUUGACUUAAAAGGACUCUACACUGAAGGACUUUACAGAAAAAGCGGACUCAGUUCGAAGGUGCGCGAGCUGCGGCGCCUGCUGGACGAGCGGCCGGAGGAGGGCGUGGAGAAGCUGGACUCAUACGCCGUGCACGUGCGCGCCUCCGUGCUCAAGAGCUUCUUCCGCGAGCUGCCGGAGCCGCUGCUCACCUUCGAUCUCUACGACGACUUCAUCCUGGCUGCUCAGAUAUCCGAUCCCCAGGAGCGAGUUUCGUCAAUAUUUACAAUACUAAAGAAACUGCCGAAACCGAAUUUCGACUUGGUGGAAAGGUUAAUAUUUCACCUAGCAAGAGUAGCGCUGCAAGAAGAACACAACAGAAUGGGACCGAACGCCUUAGCGAUAGUGUUCGCGCCGUGCAUCCUGCGCACGCACAAGGUGCAGCCCGCGCAGGACUCGCUGCACGACAUCGCGCGCCAGACCGCCUGCCUCGAGGCCAUCCUCGUCGACAAGAUGCGAACCAUCCGCGGCGUGCUGCAGGACCUGGCGACGCUGGAGACGGCGGCGCACACGGCGUCCAACCGGCUCUCCACGCUGCGCUCCACGAGCGCGCCGCAGCGACACGAGGAGCACAUCCUCGUCGGACACAUCAACGCCAUCGAGAAGGAGAAGGCCAUACUUACCAACGAUCUGCCAACUCUCAUCAGAGCCACAUCAGACGACGACCUGUUGUCGACGACGGACCACGACGGCGAGCUCGGCAGCACGGACGACCUCAGCGCCACCUCGUCGCUGCGCUCGCAACGCCUCCUGCACCGGCAACUCUCCUCCGACGACCCCAUCAUGGUUUGAAAUCCGCCUCUUCAACCGAUCGGUAAUAUUUCAUUCAAUUCAGCCCUUCGAAGCUUCUAUUGAACGUCAAAUAUUGUUGAGAGUAAUGCUGACAUUACAGUGGUUGUGAAACGCCAUCGUAGUAGACGUUUUGAGUUUUCUAGGCUCGUGUUUGUCAACUGUAUGGAAAAUACAUCACUGUCUAGUUUUAAAGCCUGUAAAUUUGUAUGUGUAAUGUUGAAACGGAAAUCCGCACGUGUUCUUUAAUUGGUUUCUUACGAUCCUGUCCAAUUACACAGUCUUGUGAACUGUUAAUGUUUUAUAUCGAAAAAAUAUCUAAAAGAAAGGAAUAUAGGUCUGUUUUAUUAUCGAUCUUUAUAAUAUGUAACACGUUAACGAAUUUUGUCUACUUAUUGAGGUAUUACACGAAAAUAACAUAUUUUGUUUGAAUUUAGAAUUAAACGCAUUGAAAAGACAUUUAUAGAGUAAUAGUCAGGACUGUGAUUGUGUUUGUGAAAAUUAUUUUAUUGAAAGCUAGGUUAAAUUCGUCAUAGUAAAAUUGUGUUCUUUAAAAAAAUUGUUGAAAUGAUUAACAAACUGUAUAAAUAAACUAAAUUGGUUUUUAUUAUAAAACGUUCAUUUAAAAAGUACAUAUUACUGAAAUUAAUCAUUUUUAUAUUCCUGACUCCAAACAAAUUAAGUAGAUUAUAGAAAACACAAGGCCGUGUGUAUUAUGUCAGAAUUAUUACAGCAAUAGACAGGUUGUCUUCACCGAACGUACUUAUAAUUUAGUGAGAAGUAUAUCAUUGUAAAAAAGUUGCGAAAAGUAACUUAUUAGAAGAGCUUAAACAGGUUUUUAUAUAAAUUAAUGAUAACGUCAAUGUGUAAAAUUAUUUUCAUAUGUAGAUAUUCUAGUGUCUCAAUUUGCUGUGGACAUUCUAUUUUACGAAAAAAAAAUAUUUCCUUGUAAAUAUGUACAAUUUUAUCUUAUUUUACUAGCUCUAAUAUACUUAUGCGAUUUUAUAGUCUAUAAAGAAUUUGUGAACGAAUUCUAAAUUUAACAAUUAUCUUUAUAAAACUAAAGAUAAAUGCAUUUCAUGUACUGAUUCUUGUUUCAAUGUAGUUAGUGUAAAACUAUAGAGAAAUUUAAAUGCUUUCUUUUUUUCCUUUUUUCAACAGUUUCUAAUUACCUACACACAUUGAUAAAUGAGUCGUCUAUUAUCAAAGGUGGCAAUCUGUGUAUUUGGACAAAAAAAUGUUAUUGAUAUGUCAAUACAGAUUGAUUUGAAUAUAAUCGUCUCCUUCAAAGAAUACGGUUCAAAACCUGCUUUAAAUAAAGGUUAAUACUUAACCUGUUAUUUAUCUAAGAUGUCGUUCAGAAGAGUUUUGUGACUGCCAAUGGAAUACAAAGUCAAUAAUUCGUUUUUCUGCUUUACCAAUAAUUAUAAUUGUCCAAAAGUCACAUUGCCGGCUUUGAUAAUAGUCGACUCAAAUAAAUCAUACAUUUAAGUAACUCCUACUACCAUAAGUACAUACAUAUACGUAAACAGCUUUUCUUAUAAAUUAACGCUUUAAUUAACAUUAAUUGUUAAACAAACAUACUUUAAUUCCAUGACACGCUACAAUGUAGAACCCUCAAACUAUGCUAUUAUCACAAAAAAUAUAUGUUUAGAAAAUAAAAAAUUGAAACAUUACAGUACUUGCCUCUUGUAUUGCUUCAUAAUAUAAAAGACUGUCUAAUUAAGCUAUGAAUUUAUAGUUAAGUCACAAAUAAAGAUAAUAAAUAUCUGUUUUUAAUUAGUUUGUAACUAUCUUACAACGAAUUUUUCUGUGAAAAUUUAUUGUUUAUAAGUUCUUGAUCAGGUAUUUUGUAAUUAUUUAAACUGUAGUUUAUGACUACUGUUCUUACGAUACUAAAAGCUUCGAGUAGGCACGAUAAAUUUUAAUGCACCAAGUUUACUGAAUCUCAACAUUUUGAAACAUUGAAACUAUAUUCUCAAAGUGAACACAUAACUUUACCGAACCAAGCAAUAUUACCAUUAGCAAGUAUUAAUAUUAAAAUUCUCGUAGACCCAGUUUUCAACACCCGCCUAAAGAAACAGAGGAUUCAUUACACUGGUAGAAUUCUUGGGAGUUUAUCAAUAGUCAAAUGCUGGUCUAUAAAUUGGUGCUUAUUAUUUUAUUAAAACAUUGUCUAGCUAUUCAUAACUAAAACUGAAAUAAAUCUAAAACAGUAAGUACCGUAGAUCAGCUUUGGCAAUGCUGCAUGAACAAAACAAGUAAAUAUCUUUGAUUGCACACAUGAAAUAUAAUAAUUUGCAUUCUGCACCCAAAAGCAAACAGAUAAUAUCCAAAAUAUUUGAUUUUUGCCUAAGUAGUGAAAAAUCUAAUGUUUUUAUUAUGUGAUUAAUUAGACAGAUAAAUAUCUAUUGAUGUUAACUACUUAACUGAAUAUUCUAAAAUCAUUUUAUAGAGGUUCAGACCAACUAUUUCCGGCCAUUUUGAACCUUGAUUCAUUUCAAAGGCUCCAAAUUAAUUUGAAAAAGAUCUUAUUACAUAUAUAUUUUAAUUCAUAUUUUUUUUAAUUGUAAAAUAGACACUGAUAAUACUUUUAAAUUUGUAAAGUACUAUCAGUAUUUUUAGACUACUAUGCGUUUGGAAAUAGAUGCCACCCUUAUGCAUUCUAGUUUUCUCUGUAGUAAUAAAAAUAUACUCAUUAAUAGUGUACAAAAUCAAUGAAGAGGACGUGUAUCGAGGCUUUUGUAUUAAGUUAUAAGUUUUAUGGAAACUAAGAGGUGUGUGUGAAGAAGAUGCGAUCUGUGUGGAUGUUGUACUUGUAAAUAAUUAAUUAUAUUUUAUUGGGGUACUAUUUUAUCUUUGAACUACUACUACUACUAUGUUGCUGAUGUUGAUUUUUAAGUGCCUAAUAAUGUUAUUCUAUUUCAUUUACUAAUUCUAACUGGUGCAUAUUGUGAUUGGUUUGUUAAAUUUUAUAAGUGUUAAUCUGUCUUCUAAAUUAAGCCAUCGGAAUUUCUACCAUUUCCUAUUAGUGAUAUCUAAAAAUAGAACUGAUAAAUAUGGAAUUUUGAGAUAUUAUUAAGAUAUUUACAGUACUACUGCUGUAAUUGCAAGAACUGCAAGUUUUACACUAGUUUCUAAGGACCAAAACUAAACACAUAGUAAUUUGUAUUUCUGUGUUAGUUGAUUGUGAAGUCGCCACACAUUUGUAAUCAUUAGAUUGUCUUGUAUCAUAUAACAUGUAUAUUUCAAGUUAUUUUAGGAAUCAUAUUGUAAUGUGUCAAUGCGAUGAAGUGUAACCAAAAUUCUGUAUACAAAAAUAUGAAUAAAAAGCAAUUUCUGUGA